AUGGAGACAACCACAACUACCGUCAUUUCUGAGAAGGCGAAUAACCAGAUUGCGACACAAGGAGAGGUGACAGAAACUUCUCCAGGGUCUGUGACAGACUACCGCGCGAAACUCAACUUCAGACAAAACUACCGACGAUUGGCAAGUUAUGUCUCCAGCAAAGAAGGAUGGCUUGGGGACUACGACUACCUUUACCUCAUCACCCCUAAUAUUUCACCUGUCAACAGAAAAUCCAGGAAUUAUGCGAUGCCGUUCUAUGGUCUUAACAAUAAAGUGCCCAUCUUUCUUACUCUUAUCCUGGGCUUCCAGUAUGCACUCACCAUGUUCGGGUCAAUCGGUAGAGCUAAAGUGAAGUCUACAGGCGUGAUGAAGGCGGGCUUUUACAGAUCAUUUGAGAAGACUGACGUGAUCAUUCUGUUCGUUGUUGCAAAUCAGAUGGUUGCGGACCAAAGAAACAGAUGCGACGAAACAGCUGAACCUACACUAAGCAAAAAGGCUCACAGUCCAAAGACAACUUCCGUUAGGAGCUAA
Aureobasidium melanogenum CBS 110374 is the source of this 531-nucleotide messenger RNA. RefSeq lists its product as uncharacterized. The transcript has 4 exons. The record is from RefSeq and is a predicted model, not a curated record. The coding region runs from base 1 to 531 and encodes 176 amino acids. Lineage: Eukaryota; Fungi; Ascomycota; Dothideomycetes; Dothideales; Saccotheciaceae.